Dreissena polymorpha is the source of this 565-nucleotide messenger RNA. RefSeq lists its product as uncharacterized. The record is from RefSeq and is a predicted model, not a curated record. The transcript has 2 exons. The coding region runs from base 1 to 411 and encodes 136 amino acids. Lineage: Eukaryota; Metazoa; Mollusca; Bivalvia; Myida; Dreissenidae.
AUGCACCAUAUUGAAGUUGAUGUUCUUGACGACUACAUUUCCACCUUCAUAUUAUCACUUCAAAAAUCCAAUUGCACCGAGUAUGAGCCCACUAGUAUUCGAGGCAUCCUUGGCAGUCUUGACAGAAAACUGAAGAGGCAUCGUUUUCCAUACUCGAUAAUGGCUGGCAGUGGGCCCCAAUUUUCUCUGACUAGACAGACCUAUAAUGCCAAGAAAAAAAGCUUAAAGAAACAGGGUAAAGGGAACAGGCCAUGUGAAGCAGCACCACUAACCGAUGGAGAGCUUGAAGUCAUGUGGCAGAAAGGUGUCCUUGGAUCUCACAGCCCAACAGCGCUGGUGAACACUCUUUGGCUCAACAACUGUCUGCACUUUGGCCUAAGAGGCACUAAAGAGCAGUACAAUCUGAGGUAAUAAAGUUGAAGUUGUCCACAAUCUGAAAAAUGGAAAAAUCAUUUAAAUAGCCAUAAAUAAAAUAGUUAUUAACAUUAUAAACCAGGUGUUGAUUUGUUUUGAUAACGUUUCAAGCACAAAUAUGCCAUGCAUUUGUUUGCAACACUUACAUUUU